Messenger RNA from Gastrolobium bilobum, 1807 nucleotides. RefSeq lists its product as uncharacterized. Bases 30 to 1340 code for a protein of 436 amino acids. The transcript is spliced from 12 exons. NCBI's taxonomy places the organism in Eukaryota, Viridiplantae, Streptophyta, Magnoliopsida, Fabales, Fabaceae. The record is from RefSeq and is a predicted model, not a curated record. Gene Ontology annotation, cellular component: TRAPPIII protein complex.
UUGCAUUUGCAUUCAGCAGAUUGAGAAGGAUGAGUCAAGCAGCAUCCGGAUCUCAUUCCCUCGCGUUUCGGGUUAUGAGGCUAUGCCGCCCUUCCUUCAACGUUGACCCGCCCAUUCGCCUCGACCCGGUCGACCUCUUCGUCGGCGAGGACCUCUUCGACGACCCCGACGCCGCCGUCUCCACCUCUCUUGUCGCCGGUGACUCUGACUCUGACUCCGAUCCCAACUAUCGUAACCGAUUCCUCCUUCGUCACUUCUCCGAUGCUAUGGGACUCUCUGCUCUCCUCGUUCUCCCUCAGUCUUUUGGAGCCAUUUAUUUGGGAGAGACUUUCUGUAGCUAUAUAAGUAUAAACAAUAGUUCCAAUUUUGAAGUCAGAGAAAUUGUUAUUAAGGCUGAAAUUCAAACAGAGAGACAGAGAAUACUCCUUUUAGAUACAUCAAAAUCACCAGUUGAGUCGAUACGUGCUGGUGGGCGUUAUGAUUUUAUCGUGGAACAUGAUGUGAAAGAGCUUGGACCUCACACGCUGGUCUGCACUGCAUUGUACCACGAUGGUGAUGGUGAGCGUAAAUAUCUUCCCCAAUUUUUUAAGUUCAUCGUUGCUAAUCCACUUUCCGUUAGGACAAAGGUCCGUGUUAUCAAGGAAACAACCUUUUUGGAAGCUUGUAUUGAAAACCAUACGAAAUCAAACCUUUUCAUGGACCAAGUUGAUUUUGAACCCGCUCAGCAUUAUAGUGCAACAAUACUUAAAGGUGAUGAGCACCAUUCCGAAAAAGAUAGUAUUACAAGGGAGGCAUUUAAGCUGCCAGUUCUAAUUAGAUCCGGUGGAGGAAUUUACAACUAUCUUUAUCAAUUAAAAUUGUCACCGGAUGGUUCUGCUCAAACAAAAGUAGAGGGAAGUAAUGUUCUUGGUAAACUCCAGAUAACAUGGCGAACAAAUUUGGGUGAACCCGGUCGCCUGCAGACCCAACAGAUAUUGGGGACUCCGACAACAAAGAAGGAGAUUGAAUUGCAAGUUGUAGAGGUUCCAUCUAUCAUUAACCUUCAAAGACCUUUCACGCUGAAACUGAAUCUUACAAAUCAGUCAGAUAGAGAGCUGGGCCCGUUUCAAGUUAGCUUAUCUCAAAAUGGUUCAUAUGGGGAGAGAGUUGUUAUGAUUAAUGGCCUUCAAUCUAUGGUUUUAUCACAGGUUGAGGCUUUAGGAUCCACAAAUUUUGACCUGAAUCUCAUAGCUACUAAACCUGGAAUUCAGAGAAUCACGGGCAUUACAGUGUUUGAUACUAGGGAGAUGAAGUCUUAUGAACCACUUCCUGACUUAGAGAUUUUUGUGGACGUGGAUUAAAAUUAUGGCUACCGCAACUAGUUUUGUCAGAAAUGGGAAACAGUGCCAUCUUUUCAGAACGUUGAUCUGCUAUUUUCCGCAGGUCAUGUUCUAUAUCAUCAAUGUUCCUAAUCAGAUCAACCAAGUUCCCAAUUGGCGACUCUCUGAUGCCUCUAGGCUUUGAUUCUCUUCCAGUUAGGGCCAACGAAUCUUGCAUGAUCAUCAAAGCCUCAUUGGACUGAUUGCAAAGUUCUGUAACUAAAUUGGAGUAAUGGGUGGUUGGUUACGUGCUGUAAGAGGCAAAGUGCUUUCUUUUAUUGGGUUCAAGGAGCUCGGUUGUUGUGAUUGUUAUUGCAAACCAAUCCGUUGUUACAAUAUAUUUAUCUAUCUGCUUAAUCGUCACCCCCCCGUAGAUUAGAUGGUUUACUCCACAGUUAAAUCAUAUUGUAGUAAAUGGUCAAUUAUACUAAUGUUGUCUCUUAAGAGUA